Messenger RNA from Oikopleura dioica, 651 nucleotides. The record is from the annotation of a GenBank genome assembly. NCBI's taxonomy places the organism in Eukaryota, Metazoa, Chordata, Appendicularia, Copelata, Oikopleuridae.
AUGGCAACAAAGAAUAUGAUUAUCUACGGCGGGGCUGGAGCACUCGGACGCCACCUGGUGGAACACUUCAAGGCAGCUGGCUACUCGAUUAUCUCUGUCGAUCGAGUCGAAAACGCGAACGCUGAUAAGAACGUUAUCGUCUUGCAAGGGCAGGCUCUCUUCUUUGUUUUGCGAGGCAAACAUCCCGUCAUCAACGUCGCCGGAGGGUGGUGUGGUGGAAACGCUGCUGACGACAAAUUCGUGGCCAACGUUGACCUUGCUCUUCGACAAUCAGUGUGGACCUCCGCGAUCACGUGUUCUCUUGCCGCUAAGUUCCUGAAAGAAAACGGUCUCUUCGUCCUUCCGGGCGCCGCGCCUGUCCUGGAUGGGGCUACUUCUGGCAUGAUCGCUUACGGAGCUGCCAAAGCUGCUGUCCAUCACAUGCUUAGUUCCGUGUCGACCAAAGACGGCGGGCUUCCCGAAGGAGCGGCCAGUUAUUGCCUUGCACCUGUGAUCUUGGACACGCCUAUGAAUCGUAAAUUCAUGCCAAAAGCUGACACCACGAAAUGGACACCACUCUCUUACGUUGCCGAAAAAUUCCAGUGCUGGGUUGAAAAGCCCGACCAGCGUCCCAAGAAUGGAUCAGGAACGGUAUUCCCUGAUAAUCCCUAA